Messenger RNA from Astyanax mexicanus (Mexican tetra), 2256 nucleotides. It is a transcript of the gene dusp14, whose product is annotated as dual specificity phosphatase 14. NCBI's taxonomy places the organism in Eukaryota, Metazoa, Chordata, Actinopteri, Characiformes, Acestrorhamphidae. Gene Ontology annotation, biological process: protein dephosphorylation. Bases 390 to 1037 code for a protein of 215 amino acids. The transcript is spliced from 2 exons. Gene Ontology annotation, cellular component: cytoplasm. The record is from RefSeq and is a predicted model, not a curated record. Gene Ontology annotation, molecular function: MAP kinase tyrosine/serine/threonine phosphatase activity.
CGCGCGCGUAGCUCCCUCCACACAGCGCUCGUUACGCUGGAAGGGGAGGCGCUUGUUUCUCUGGGCUGAAGCCGUGUUGAAGCUCCCCCCGCUCGGUCGCGGCUGCUGGUCGCUCUCGCCAUGGCUCCGGGGCUCGCCUUCAUCCGUCUGAAUGGAGCCGGCGAGGUUUGAACCCUCAGCUUCUGCGCUCAACCGCGACCACAUCCCCCUCUCUCAUCAGCGCCCGCGCCGUUUAACCUGACAUCUUUAGCGGCUUCCUGAGAAGUGGAGCAGGUCUGGCCGAAGGUCUCUGCUGCGUUGUCCUCAGGAUGACAGUGGAAGUCUGAGGGACCAUCCUGGCUCCGCCUCAAGGUUUUACGUUCUCGUUUUCGUGCCUACGAUCUUCCACAAUGGGCUCCCGAAGCCAAGGAUUCUUCCACCAUCACCACCACCAUCACCAGCACCACCACCAUCGCAGCUCGCUGGUACCCGCAACUGUGCCCAGAUUGUUGCCCGAGACGGGCAGCCUGUUGGGUGGCAUUGCCCAGAUCACACCCACUCUCUUUCUUAGCCGUGGAAACGUGGCAUCCAACCGCAGCCUGCUCUUAUCCAAGGGAAUCACGUGUGUAGUCAACGCCACAAUUGAGUUGCCCAACUUCAACUGGCCUCAUGUGGAGUACGUGAAGGUGCCGUUGGCUGACAUGCCGCAUUCUCCGAUCUCGCUCUACUUCGACAGCGUUGCAGACAAGAUUCACAGCGUUGGGCGGAAGAGAGGCGCUGUGCUGGUGCACUGUGCGGCCGGCGUCAGCCGCUCAGCCUCGCUCUGCCUCGCCUACCUCAUGAAGUACCACCGAGUGUCCUUGGCCGAGGCACACGCCUGGGUUAAAGCCCGCCGGCCGGUCAUCCGACCCAACGGCGGCUUCUGGAGGCAGCUCAUCGAGUACGAGAGGAAACUCUUCGGUAAGACCUCGGUGAAGAUGGUGCAGACGCCCUACGGAGUCGUCCCCGACGUCUACGAACGUGACCGCAGGAAUCUGGCACCUUACUGGGGUCUUUAGAGGAGUUUCCGGGGCUUUUGGUGUUUGGAUGUUUUGUUGCAGGGGGGAGUAAGAUGGAUGGAGUCACGAUGGUGAGCCGAAUCUAAAUCUGAUUGAUGAACAAACUGUGACUUCUAGUGACCGUAUUCUGGUUGCAUUGUGGUUGCAUUGAUUCUAUGCUAAACUAAAGGCUCCUCCUCCAAGACCUCAGAAAAAUUAGUUGGACACUUUUUUUUUUUAAAUAUCCCCAAAGUGCUGAGUGUAAGACUGAGUGAGACUGAGACCAGAUUGGAUAUUGCAUAUUGGAUCCUGAGGAGGAUGAUGCUGAUAAUAAUGGUGUGAUGUCAAUGUGUUCUUGUCGAUGUUGUCCGUCGAUGAAGGGAGCAAGUCCGACCCAGCAGAGAUUUCCUGUUGAGGGUCAGGAGGGCCAGAGCCUGAGCUAUUCUCGAUUAGCAGAACGAACUAAACAAGUGGGAGGCUGAAAUCAUGGCCUGUGGGGCACUUUGAGAAAGCAAGGCAGCUGAGACUCAGGCUUUCAGUCUUAAGAUUCCGCCCACGUUAACGUUGUGAUGUGCCAGUUUCGCUGUCAUCUUUUGUGUGAGAGGCAGCAAUCUGCUCUCGAUUACUGGUAGCAUUUUCAAACAUAUUUCUGUACAGAGCUGUCAAUUCAGUUAUCGCAAGAGACAUGGAAAUAGCGCUUUUAAAGGGAAGAGUACUGAGAUUUAUUAUAAAAAAUGAGGAAUAUGAACAGGACUGUCCAGUUUAUUGAAAGAACCAUGGAAUGAUGCUUAUGUAAGAGCUCCAAACACUGGAUAAGGGAGAGUUUUAGGAUUCUAACCAACGGUGCUGCUAAAAGACAGUUGGAAGCUGAGUUGUAGUUCUUGUUUUUGGUAUAUUUUUUCAGACUUCAGCAAAAAAAAAAAAAAAACACUAAAGUGAUCAGGAGUCGUUUUUCAGCUACUAAUGUUUGGACCCUUUUGCACUUUUGUUUUGGGUUUAUAGGUAAUUUUGUGGUUAUUUUUCUGAAGAAAAAAAAAGAAUUACUUAAUACAGAGACUUUCACACACAAUAAUUUAUGGCCAGAUAAAUGAUUAAUUUAAAAAAGAGAGAUUAAUUCUGUAGUGUCAAAAAUUUCAGUGAUUAUAUUGAACUAAUGCUAAUGUUAUAUAUAUAUAUAUAUAUAUAUAUAUUGAAAAAUAAAGACUUUGUGUUGAAACUAAUAAAGCAUUUAAAAAGAAAA